This is a messenger RNA of Labrus bergylta (ballan wrasse), 1658 nucleotides long. The record is from RefSeq and is a predicted model, not a curated record. Lineage: Eukaryota; Metazoa; Chordata; Actinopteri; Labriformes; Labridae.
GAACACACCUACAGCAUGAUCCUCCACUCACCUGAGGAACAGGUGAGAGCAGAACAUGAUUACAGGUUUGUUUCUGCGGGGAGUUUCUGGUUAACUAGCUCACCUUAGCUUACAGGUGAAAGGUGGUUUUGUAACGGUAUUGAUUUAGCUUGUUAGCUCGCUGAGGAGCAGCUGGACGGAAAUCCUCUCGAGGACGUUUUCGAAAAGACUUUGAACAUUUCCGAGACUCGGCAGGCAUGCAAGUCGAGCCCCAAAGACUGAAAGUUAAGAAGUGAACCCGUGAAGAGCCACAGACGCAGAGAGAGAUGAUUCUUAAUGAAUUUGCUUCUCGCUUCAGAGGCAGAGAGCAUUCUGGGAGGAGAUGCAGCGGUCACGUUUUGAUUUCAGAGAUCGUUUGUUGUUUCUGUCCGUUGAUGGUUCAGAAACAGUUUUGAGUUUGUGUUCAGACGGGUGAAGAGUUGUUAAAGUUUCCGGCUGUUCGAGGAUGAAAUGAAAAGACUUUUGAGUUAUUUAGUUUUCAGUUUGUUGUUUGGCUUCAAAAUCUUUCUUUUAAUAAAUGAAGACGGGUUCUGAAAGGCUGCUGUGGCGUCCGUCUGUCGUGGUCGACCUCGUCACUCGGAGGUCUCACUCUGACCAACAUAUUAAAACCCGUUUAUGUACUUUGACGUAAACGCUGACACACCGAGACCCCGACACGUCGCAUCACUUCCUGGCUGUCUUAAAGGGCCAGUCCCCUGAAAAAGGAGAGAGAGAAAUACAAAGACCAGCAUGCAUUGCAAACAAGAGAGUUUAAUGUUCAGACCCCAGAAUCCUUUUAUCUAUACAGCUUUUACCGUUACUCACUGACUCAUUUUUAAACAAUUGAAAAAAGACGCUGGCGCUCAGAAAGAAGCGCUCUGUGGAGACAGGGCUUCAUGUAGUUUAGCUUCUACUGCCACCUGUUGGCUUUAUUGUGAACUGCACCAUACGCAACGUGUCUUUCAAAAUUGUCCUCACAGCUCCCCAGCUGUAUCCAUUCUGUAACAUCGUAUUAUCAGUCAGUACACGAUGAUGUGUUAACAUAUAGCUCUUAUGUCGAGUUCUUCAGUCAACAUGACCUUUAAACUUUGAGGUCGUCACCGCGCCCUGAAUAAACUCAAACAGACGAAGAAGAAUCAAAAUGUUUCCAUGGACAUCUCAUCGUUCAGACCUCUGAGACAAAUGGCUGUCUGAACACCGUCUGUAAGCGCACACUGACUCUCCUUCCUGUGGUCAUGUCCUCUCUGAUGGAGGGAGCGUCUCCUCUCUGACCUCGAGGUCAGCCUGCUGAUUGGCUCAUUAUCAGAGGGUCAACAAUAUUUCCACUGACGUCACGGCCGCCUCAUAUAAACCUGUCAGACGGAGCCCAGGGCCUCAGAGCCCACGGGACACUUCACCACGCUGUGACUCGUCUCUCCUGGUCCGAGUCGGUCAGCACCAUGGUCAGCGGCAGGAUGCUGCUCCUCGGUGCCUCCUGCUGGCUGCUGGUGAUUUUAGGGAGCGGUGAGAGAUCGGUGGAGGGGGGCGCCAUCGAGACUCAGGAGGAGAAGGAGCUGAUGGAAGCUCUGCAGGAAGUCCUGGAGAAGUUAAAGAGCCAACAGCUGCCGCCGUCAGAGAAGAAGCUGUGCCUGCUGCCUGCU